GUGUGUGUGUGGGGGGUUAUGGCAUCCUCUCGAUCCCUUACUGUCUAAUAUUAUCUCCUUCGUCCCGACUCUUUGAAGGCCAAGGAUUGAGUUCGACAGACAGACCAUGGAUGAUGCUUCAAUCAUGUUCCAGUGCCCCAUCUCAAUGGAGCCAAUGGAGGAUCCGGUGACGAUCGCCACCGGCAUCUCGUACGACAGGGAGUGCAUCGAGAAAUGGCUCUUCGUCUACAAACAGUCGACGUGCCCGGUCACCAUGCGGCGACUGCUGAACUCUGAUCUCAUUCCUAAUCACACCCUCCGACGUCUCAUGUCGUCCUUCCGGGAGACCGCAGGGGGAGGGCCCGCCAAGCCGCCUCCACGCUUGCCCGACGUGAUCGACCACGACGAACUGGUUUCGCUGCUGAAGAACGUCCAAACGGGGCCCUUCAGGGUCACCUACCUGAGAAAACUACGGGCGCUCGUCGACAAGGACGUCGAGUUGCAGAAGGAUUUGAUUCGAUUGGGAGGCGCCCAAGUGUUGGGCCGCAUCAUGGCGUCCCAUGGCGUCGUGGAGUACUGGGACUUGGACGAUUUCCGAGAUCGCGACGAGGCUGUCGGCGUCCUGGCUCUCCUCCCCUUGUCGGAUGAGGCCACGGUGGAGCUCCUAUGGAAGCCCGACUGCGUGAGAUCGAUGAUGGAGAUCCUCCAAAGUGGAACCGCCGAGGCCCAACUCCGCACCAUGUCCAUCUUGAUGAAGGCAUCGAAGACCAACAACGAGUGGACCAACACGGUAGCGGAGGAAGACGGCGAUGUCGUCAAGUCCUUGUUGGACCUUGUGUCCGAUGAAGUCUCAACCGGGCUAACCUCCUCCUCGUUGGACGUACUGCUCGAGAUCGUCGCGACCUCGAAGAAGAACCGCCUGAAGGCGAUCGAAGCCGGCGCGAUCCGCGUCUCGGUCGAGAUUCUGACGGACGCAGACGGGCGCAAGUGCGAGAAGGUGUUGCUGCUGCUCACGAGGCUCUGCAAGUGCCCCGAGGGGCGAUCGGCCAUGGCCGACCACGGGCUGGGCGUGGCGGCGGUGUCCGAGAAGAUACUGCGGGUGUCGAGGCUGGCGACCAAACUGGGCGUCAAGAUCUUGUGGUUGAUGAGCAGCAAUCGGCCCACAGAGCAACUGCUGGAGGAGAUGACGGUGGUCGGGUCGGUGGCGAAGCUCCUGGCCUUGUCGCACAUCGAUGGGCAAUCGUCCUACAAGAAGAGAGCCAUGAGGAUGAUCAAGUUGCAUGGGGCUGCAUGGAGGCGGUACCCCUGUGUUCCUAGCGACCUGAACGACUUCCUGAGAUCGUCUCGAUUCUCAGUAAAUUUUGUAGAGAAAGCAGAAGCUGGAGAGGUUUGA
Musa acuminata AAA Group (dessert banana) is the source of this 1372-nucleotide messenger RNA. RefSeq names its product E3 ubiquitin-protein ligase PUB23-like. The transcript has a single exon. The coding region runs from base 107 to 1372 and encodes 421 amino acids. Lineage: Eukaryota; Viridiplantae; Streptophyta; Magnoliopsida; Zingiberales; Musaceae. Gene Ontology annotation, molecular function: ubiquitin protein ligase activity. Gene Ontology annotation, biological process: protein ubiquitination. The record is from RefSeq and is a predicted model, not a curated record.